This is a messenger RNA of Nannospalax galili (Upper Galilee mountains blind mole rat), 4425 nucleotides long. RefSeq names its product ribosomal RNA processing 1B (gene Rrp1b). Bases 71 to 2305 code for a protein of 744 amino acids. Gene Ontology annotation, cellular component: preribosome, small subunit precursor; nucleus; preribosome, large subunit precursor. The record is from RefSeq and is a predicted model, not a curated record. The transcript is spliced from 16 exons. Gene Ontology annotation, biological process: rRNA processing. Lineage: Eukaryota; Metazoa; Chordata; Mammalia; Rodentia; Spalacidae.
CGCCCCGUUGCGCAGGCGCGACUCGGGCUGCGCGGCGACGAGUGGCCGGCGUGCGGUCUGGGGUGGCACGAUGCGUCCCGCCAUGCCUUCGGCUGAGCUCCAGUUCGCGCAGCGCCUGGCGUCCAGCGAGAAGGGCAUCCGCGAGCGCGCGGUGCGGAAGCUGCGGCAGUACCUGAGCGUGAGGACGCAGGGCGACACAGGAGGUUUCAGCCAAGAAGAACUCCUGAAGAUAUGGAGAGGCCUCUUCUACUGCAUGUGGGUACAGGACGAGCCCCUUCUGCAGGAGGAGCUAGCGAACACUAUUUCCCAACUCAUCCAUGUCGUUAACAACUCAGAGGCUCAACACUUGUUCAUUCAGACCUUCUGGCAGACCAUGAAUCGUGAGUGGCAGGGGAUAGACAAGCUGCAACUGGACAAGUACUGCAUGCUGACCCGCCUGGUUCUGAGGCAGUCCUUCGAAGUUCUCAAGCGAAAUGAUUGGGAAGAAAGCCAAAUCAAGAUUUUUCUUGAUGUCCUGAUGAAGGAGAUCCUGUGUCCUGACAGUCAGUCCCCAGAUGGAGUGAGAGUCCACUUGGUAUCCAUUUAUCUGGCUGAGCUUUCUACCGUAGGAGGGAGAGAGCUUUUAGCAGAUCAGAACCUCAAAUUUAUUGAUCCAUUUUGCAGAAUUGCUGCCAAGACUAAAGACCACACACUGGUACAGACUAUAGCAAGGACUGUUUUUGAAGUCAUUGUAGAUCAGUCUGCUUUUGUACCUGAAGAGACUGUGAAAGAGCAGAAAACCAAAGUUGGUGACUGUGACCUCUCAAAAGAAGAGAUCCCUGCAAACAAGAUGGCCUGGAGAAAUGCAGUCCCCGGGAAGAAAGCGGAACUAAGUGAAUGCCUCGGAGAUGGAGUCGGUGAUGGCAGAGACACAGACGGCUUUGCAGCUUUCAGAGACUCGGGGUCACCUCUCCAGUUUGACUAUAAAGCCAUUGCUGAUCGACUCCUGGAAAUCACCAACAAGAAGGACAUCCCGCCUUUCAACCGGAAGCGGCUCUGCAAGCUGAUCAGAAAGUUCCAGAACCUCUCUGCAGCAGGCAGUAAUGCUCAACUUGGUUUUGCUGAGGACAUUUCUGCCAAUGAAAAUGGACAAGCCCUCAGUCAAGGAAGGCACAAGAAAAAAAGAAAGAUUUUAGAGAAAACUGCCUUGGAAAAGGAGAAAGGAAACAAAGUCUUCCUUGCUGAUGAAGAAGACAGUGAAGGCAGCAUUCAGAAGAGAAAAAGGAAAAGGGAGAAGAGGAGCCACUGCCAGCCUGAGGCUCAGGGCCUGGAGGACACCACUGUGCCCCCAGCGCAGGGGGCAGAAAAUGAGCCCAGUGCCACCCAGGGGUGUGAGACAGAGACAGAGACCACAUCUAGCAUCGGGGCGGAGAGCGGCUCCCAGCCGCCCCGCCUCAGGCCCAGGCACAGUAAAAGGAAGCGGCUGAAGAAGAAGAGCCUGAGGGCCCACAGCAAGAUCUGGAGAUCUGCCACAUCACCUCUGGAGGACAUGUCAGAGAGCGACCCGAGCCUCCAUUCUCGAGGCUCUACUGCCAGAGUUUCCUCCUCAGAGACUGUGCAAGUCCUGAAAAAGAAGCGGAGACUCGGAACUCUGCCUGUCAAUGGUGACGGCCUGACCAUGGUGACGAUGCAGAAGACAGGCCCCCCAGCAAGUCCAGUGGAGGGAAAAGACGGCCAGGCCACUCUGCCCCAGUGCAGGAGGCCACAGAAGAAGGCACAGUCCAGCAGCCUCAGCCUCUGUGACCUCUCCUGUCAGAAAACAGCAAUCUUAAAAAAGAGGAAGAAGAGGAAAGAGAUGUCGCACUUGGUGGAACACAACGGAGUGUUAGAGCCCACAGUCAGACAGAUUCAAGCUCUGGGAAGCAGCAGUACCCCAGGCCCUCUGAAGAAGCCGCUCAGAACAGAGAACGACUUUGUGAAGUUUGACACUAACAUCAUACCAAAGCCCCUGUUCUUCAAAAAAGCAAAAGGCAACACUGCCACCUCCCCCUCAGGUCCUGCCGUCCAGCUGAAUAGAACACCACCCAGCUCAAAGAAAGUCACCUUUGGAUUGAGCAGAAACAUGACAGCGGAAUUUAAGAAGACAGACAAGAGUAUCCUGGUCAGUCCCACAGGCCUCUCCCGAGUGGCCUUCAACCCUGAGCAGAAACCACUCCACGGAGUGCUGAAGACCCCCACCAGCUCCCCUGCCUGCACUCCCCUGGCAACCAGGAAGCCACCAGCCACCACCCCAAAGAGACGGCCCAGGGCUGCAGACUUCUUCUGAGAGCCACAGUCCCUUUUUAAAGACUGAUUUUGUACUGGAUACUCUAUAAAUUAUAACUUUUAAAUGUGGGCUUUUUAAUUAUUUUAUAAAUCCCACGAACGGGCACGAGGAUCUGAACCUGAGCUGCUGCUUCGCCCUCCUGCUGAGGGCUGCGGACCGAGGCUCUUGCCAGCCCCACACCACUCUUACUGCAGGGACAAUUCUUGUUGCACCCGUGGAGACACAUUCCCCGGCGCUGAACCUGCCGUGCUAGGUUGCCUUUCUGGUUGUUGUCAGUCUCGCGGUCUGUUUCCUUUUAAGGGCACAUCAGUUUUGUACCCACGCUCUGUGGCGCUGGGCAGUUUUCUGAUAGGGAUAAGCAAUACUAUAGCUUUUCUACAUGUCACCAGCAGGGGUGGACAGGGGUGGGGUGGGGAAGAAGCCACUGUGCUCCAGGCCUCUUCGCUUGGCCUCACCUGCUCCUGUCCCUGACUUCUACCUCUAUAGCAAGCCCAAAGUGUCUUUUCAGGAGGCCAGUGCCCUCUGGCCUCCAGGCCCCUGCCCGCACAGAGCACACUUUCCCAGGCCUUGCACGUGAGCUCUUGUGCUCAGUGAGCCAAGCCCUGCCUGACUUCAUCUACAUCUCCCUCAAGGCUUGUACUAGUGGCACCUGGAGCCCUGGCUCCUGGCAAGAUGGGAAGUUGGCUACUCAGAAGUGCACACACUCCAACUGCCUGUUUCCUAGAACACAGGCCCUGCACUUCCCUAGCUUGAGUUAGUACUCAAGACUUCAGGUGAAGAAACGAACAAAGCCUGCAUAGUAAUUGGUCUUGUGUAAGGGAACUACCCAGAGCCUGAGAGGUAGAGAAGGUGUGGGUGUGAGAUCAGGCGUGCAGUGGAUCACUGGGCCAGGCUCGGCUACUGCAGUUAUCAGCUGCAGACUGACACGCAGACCCGUGGUCCUGGCUCUCAAGCGCACUGUGUGCUGUCAGUCUGCCCUCUGUGCUCAGGGACUCCCCAGGCAGCUCCCACCGGGUUUCCCCUCAGCAGGAACCCCAUUUUAACACUGUCCCCCAGACCGUUCCCGCUGCUUCUCGCAGGACUAUAGGUCACUGGUACAGCUUUGGCCAGUAGGGAGCCACUGGGACUGCAAAGUGGGUGUAUCUGCCUCUGGGUUCACUCCUUCAUACAGCCACGGGAUCUACUUACUUUGUUAGCCCAGUGGACGUGGGUGAAGUCGCUGACAGAAGUGGUAACUGUCCUUUGCUACUCAGUAAUGAAGUGUGUCAGUAGGUCCCAAAAGAGGAACUAGCAUUGUGCUGUUAGUUGUCACAGUAGGUCACGUGCAGUGUAACUUGUGGUUGCAUGGUUUCCGUAUCACGUUCAGAACCAUUUUCCUUAGUCAAAAUACUCGUCCGAUAGAUUUUUAUCAGCUUUAAAGAUAUGUUGUAUAGCCGAGUGUGUUGUGGUCUGACAGCAUGUCACAGGAUGCACCAUGGAGCAGUGGCACGAACUUCAUCACGGCAUUUUGGUGCUCACUGUGUGUCCUGGGGCACCGUGCAUGUCCUGGAAAGUGCACCUCCUGAGAAACUGCUCCCCCAGUGGGAGUGAAGGGUGUCUCUGAGGCCAAAGGUAGCCUCGCAGGUCCUGCCCGUUCUCAGCACCCCGCCCGUCACAUAAAUGGAACGCAUGUCGGACUCCAGUUUGCUACUUGCUGCACGUUGUUUUCUCCAGUAAAAUUGCCAGUGGGCUUGGAUUUUAAUUAAUGCUGGUGACCUCAGUAGUACUGUGUAAAAUGAGCGUCUCCUUCCUCCUUCAUACAUGUGAUGUCAGUUUUGCACAUUUUUGUCAAGCUUAUUAAGACAAGGUCUCAGUGCAUAGCCCAGACCAGCCUCACUGGCAGCCUUCUUCCCACCUCCGCCUCCUGAGUGCUGGGACAUACUUUCUCAUCUGAAGCUGGGGAAGGGACGUCAGGCAGGUCCGGAUGCAGUCGCUGCACUAGGAAGCACAGGGCUCUGUCCUCGGUCUGUUCCGAAUCACCUGAGUGCUGGCGCUGCCACUUGUUUAUGGUCACGUCGCAUUGGUGUCUUCAGGGUUGAUUGGUAUAAAUCAGAGCCAAGUCCAAUUAAAUACGUUUUUGU